This is a messenger RNA of Acanthisitta chloris (rifleman), 3177 nucleotides long. It is a transcript of the gene IREB2, whose product is annotated as iron-responsive element binding protein 2. The record is from RefSeq and is a predicted model, not a curated record. Gene Ontology annotation, molecular function: aconitate hydratase activity; 4 iron, 4 sulfur cluster binding; iron-responsive element binding. Gene Ontology annotation, cellular component: mitochondrion; cytosol. NCBI's taxonomy places the organism in Eukaryota, Metazoa, Chordata, Aves, Passeriformes, Acanthisittidae. Gene Ontology annotation, biological process: tricarboxylic acid cycle; citrate metabolic process. The transcript has 21 exons. The annotation marks the transcript as partial.
GAAGCCCUUACCAGCCCUUGAUUGAAGCCCUGGGAAACCACCCACAGAAGAAGUUCUACAAUGUGUCGAAGCUCGGAGGCGCCAAGUAUGAUACUCUGCCUUACUCCAUACGAAUGCUGUUUGAGUCCAGUGUCCGUAACUGCGAUGGCUUCUGGGUGAAGGAAACGGAUGCUAUGAACAUCUUGGACUGGAAAACAAAACAGAACAAUGUUGAAGUGCCCUUCUGUCCUGCCAGAGUUGUUCUUCAAGACUUCACUGGAAUUCCUGCAAUGGUGGAUUUUGCUGCCAUGAGGGAAGCUGUGAGAAAUGCUGGAGGAGACCCAGUGAAAGUCAAUCCUGCCUGCCCAACUGAUCUCACUGUUGACCAUUCUCUGCAGAUUGAUUUCAGCAAAUGUGCAAUACAGAAUGCUCCCAACCCUGGAGGUGGUGAGUCCCAGAAGCCUCUGGCCAAGCUGUCUCCACUGAAGGCUCAGCCCCGGAGAGCUCCAUGCCGGGCCCAGCCUGGCUGCCGGGGGCCCUGCGGCGCCGACUCGAGCCGCGGUGCGGGAGCCUUUUCUGCACAGAUUGAGAACACCCCCAUCCUCUGUCCCUUCCACCUGCAGCCCGUGCCUGAGCCUGAGACAGUAUUGAAAAAUCAAGAGAUGGAAUUUGGCAGAAACAGAGAGAGGCUUCAGUUCUUUAAGUGGAGUUCAAAGGUUUUCAAGAAUGUUUCCAUAAUUCCACCUGAGACUGGAAUGGCACACCAAGUGAACUUGGAAUAUUUAUCAAGAAUUGUUUUUGAAGUGCAAGAUCUCCUCUAUCCUGAUAGCGUGGUUGGCACAGACUCGCACACAACCAUGGUAAAUGGCUUGGGUAUCCUGGGCUGGGGCGUCGGGGGCAUCGAGACGGAGGCAGUGAUGCUGGGCAUGCCAGUGACCCUCACCCUGCCUGAGGUGGUGGGCUGUGAGCUGACAGGCACAGUCAGCCCCUUUGCCACAUCCAUAGACAUUGUUCUAAGCAUUACAAAGCAUCUUAGGCAACCUGAUGUGGCUGGAAAAUUUGUGGAGUUUUUUGGGAGUGGUGUGUCCCAGCUGUCUGUAGCAGACCGAACCACAAUAGCAAAUAUGUGUCCUGAAUAUGGUGCUAUCCUGAGUUUUUUCCCUGUUGAUAAUGUGACACUGAAGCACUUAAAGCAUACAGGUUUUGACAAGGCCAAGCUUGAAGUCAUGGAAGCAUAUCUUAAAGCUGUGAAGUUAUUUAGAAGUGAUGAGAGUUCUUCCAGAGAACCUGAGUAUUCCCAGGUAGUGCAAAUUAGUCUAAGUUCUAUAGUUCCAUAUGUCAGUGGCCCCAAGAGGUCCCAGGACAGAGUGGCUGUUAAUAACAUGAAAAGUGACUUCCAAGCCUGCCUAAACGAAAAGAGUGGUGUUAAAGGGUUUCAGAUUGCAGCUGAGAAGCAGAAUGACACUGUGCCUGUUGAGUAUGAAGGAAAUGAAUACAAGCUGUCCCAUGGCUGUGUUGUCAUUGCUGCAGUCAUCAGCUGCACAAACAACUGCAACCCAUCUGUCAUGCUUGCUGCAGGACUCCUGGCCAAAAAGGCUGUUGAGGCUGGCCUGGUGGUGAAGCCCUACAUCAGGACAAGCUUGUCACCAGGCAGUGGCAUGGUCACACAUUACCUCAGUUCCAGUGGAGUAUUGCCAUACCUCAGCAAGCUUGGGUUUGAGGUUGUUGGCUAUGGGUGUUCCACCUGUGUUGGGAACACUGCCCCUCUGCCAGAAGCCAUCAGGAAUGCAAUAAAGCAGGGUGAUAUCAUUGCCUGUGGAGUGUUGUCUGGCACCAAGAACUUCGAAGGUCGCCUGUGUGACUGUGUCCGUGCCAACUACUUGGCGUCUCCUCCGCUGGUCGUGGCCUACGCCAUUGCCGGCACCGUUCGGAUAGACUUUGAAACUGAGCCUCUGGGCACUGGUUUUAAUGGCAAAAGCAUUUACUUACGAGAUAUUUGGCCCACCCGAAAAGAACUUCACACGGUGGAGGAAGAGUGUGUGAUAUCAUCCAUGUUCAAGGAGUUGAAAGAAAAGAUGGAGAAAGGAAACAAACGAUGGAAUUUAUUGGAGGCACCAGAGUCAACUUUAUUUCCCUGGGAUCUAAAAUCUACUUAUAUCAGAUGUCCUUCCUUUUUUGAUAAACUUGCCAAAGAACCAGUUUCACCACAGCCAGUUGAACACGCCCAUGUCCUGCUCUACCUGGGGGACUCUGUGACCACAGAUCACAUCUCUCCUGCUGGGAGCAUUGCAAGGAGCAGUGCUGCUGCCAAGUAUCUGACCAGCAAAGGGCUCACACCUCGUGAAUUCAACUCCUAUGGGGCUCGAAGGGGUAACGAUGCAGUGAUGACAAGAGGUACCUUUGCAAACAUCAAGCUUCUGAACAAGUUCAUAGGCAAACCAGCUCCUAAAACUAUUCACUUCCCAUCAGGACAAACGCUAGAUGUGUUCGAGGCAGCAGAGCUGUACCAGAAGGAAGGCAUUACUGUCAUUAUUCUAGCAGGAAAGAAGUAUGGACUGGGUAGCUCAAGAGACUGGGCUGCAAAAGGGCCUUUUUUACUGGGUGUUAAAGCUGUCCUAGCUGAAAGCUAUGAGAAGGUUCAUAGGAGUCAGUUGAUUGGAAUUGGCAUUGCUCCACUUCAGUUUCAUCCUGGGGAAAAUCCAAGCACUUUGGGUCUCACUGGCAGAGAGCAAUUUUCUAUACUGUUCCCUCCAGAGCUGUCACCCAGAAUGACUUUGGAUGUUAAGACAAGCACUGGGAAAGCAUUCAGCGUGAUUGCCUUGUUUGAGAACAGCAUGGAGAUAACUUUGUACAAGUCUGGUGGAAGUCUAAACUUUGUGGCUCGAAGAUUCUUAUAGUAGCUACUGACUCUCUGGGUACUUUGCAUAACUGGUAACUCUGAAAAUGCCUUGUGUGAACCCAGGAAUCUGUACUGUGGAACUGCAAACAGUCCUAGUGUGCUCAAAGUUACUUCGUCCAUGGAUGUAAAAGAUUGUGAAUCAUUGUAACUGCAACGAGAUCCUUCCUGAUUUUAAAUAAUAUUCUAAUGGUGCUAUUAAACAUUGCUAAAAUCAACAUGUGUAUUGUGGCAGAGAGCUGUAAGUAUGGAGGGGAUGUUUUAUCAGACCAUUUUGUAAAUAAACUAUGCGAAAUCUGAAA